Nymphaea colorata (pocket water lily) is the source of this 1218-nucleotide messenger RNA. Its product is annotated as long-chain-alcohol oxidase FAO4B-like. Lineage: Eukaryota; Viridiplantae; Streptophyta; Magnoliopsida; Nymphaeales; Nymphaeaceae. The record is from RefSeq and is a predicted model, not a curated record. The transcript has a single exon. Gene Ontology annotation, molecular function: oxidoreductase activity, acting on CH-OH group of donors; flavin adenine dinucleotide binding. Bases 1 to 1218 code for a protein of 405 amino acids.
AUGGAUGUUGUCUGGAGAAGGCUGGGUGUUGUGGAAAAGUGUUUGGAGGAAGGGCUACAAAACAAGGUACUGAGAGCUGGGUGCGAAUCCCUUGGCUUGGACUGUGAAUCUGUACCUACAAAUUCAUCGGAAGCUCACUACUGUGGGCAGUGCAGCUACGGUUGCCCGACUGGAGAUAAGAAAGGAGCUGAUUCCACUUGGUUGGUGGAUGCAGUAAACUGCGGUGCAGUCAUUUUAACCAGACUAAAGGCAGAGAAAUUCGUCUUUGAAGAGAGAAAUGAAGAUGGUGGGAGUAAAAAGAAGAGAUGUGUGGGAGUUUUGGCACGAGUUUGUGACCCCAGAAAUUCAAAUUUCACAAGGCGAGUACUAAUCCGUGCUAAACUGAGUGUUUCAGCAGGAGGGGCGCUGUUGACACCCCCUUUACUUAUUUCUAGUGGGCUCAAGAACCCAAACAUAGGAAGGCACCUGCACUUGCACCCUGUACUGUUAGCGUGGGGCUACUUUCCUGAAUCGGAUUCAAGCUUCAAAGGCAAGGCCUUUGAAGGUGGAAUAAUAACUUCCAUACACAAACUUUUAUCAGAGCAAAAGAGUCCAAAGGUCAUCAUAGAAGCUGCGGCCCUUGGACCAGCAACCUACGCUGCACUGACUCCAUGGGUGUCCGCUGUAGAUAUGAAGGAAAGGAUACUUAAGUAUUCCAGGACAGUCAAUCUCUGUGCACUUGCUAGAGACGUGGGUUCUGGUGAAGUGAAGGAGGAUGACAGAGUCACCUACAAGUUCCAUCAGGUGGACAAGGAGAACCUGACGAACGGGUUAAGGACUGUCUUGAGAAUCUUGGUUGCAGCGGGUGCGAGUGAGGUUGGUACGUUGCAGAGUGAUGGACAACGUCUCAAAGCAAAGGGGAUUAAAAAGGAGGAUUUGGACGAGUUUUUGGAAGGAGUAGUAGCAAGAGGGGGUAUGGCUUCGCGUUCCGAGUUGUGGACCACGUAUUGCUCUGCACACCCAUUGGGAAGCUGCAGGAUGGGUGUAAAUGAGGAAGAAGGUGCAGUGGAUGAGAAUGGGCAUAGUUGGGAAGCAGAUGGGCUGUUUGUCUGUGAUGGGAGUCUGCUUCCUACUGCAGUUGGGGUCAAUCCCAUGAUUACCAUUCAGUCAGCGGCUUAUUGUGUCUCCAACAGAAUGAUUGAAUACUUGAACAGGAAGUCCGAGUCACCUGCAGCUUGA